Molecule: messenger RNA, 4888 nt
Organism: Hemicordylus capensis (graceful crag lizard)
Lineage: Eukaryota; Metazoa; Chordata; Lepidosauria; Squamata; Cordylidae
Gene: RMDN2
Product: regulator of microtubule dynamics 2
Exons: 11
Coding region: 152-1396 (414 amino acids)
Cellular component (GO): spindle microtubule; mitotic spindle pole; cytoplasm
Molecular function (GO): microtubule binding
Source: RefSeq, a predicted model, not a curated record
ACUGAGCAUGCUCCCACUGCAUUUGAGCAUGCCCAGUAGCACAGAAAGGGAAGUUUCACAAAAUAGGGACAGGGACGUUUCACAUUACGGGCAGGGCAGCGUCUUCAACCCAAGCUGAGAGCUGAAGCGGCUCCUCUGAAGAAGAAAAGGCAUGUCUCAUUUUGAAAACAAAAGGCUACUAUUUGGCCUAAUGGCAGGGGCUGCAGGGAUAGGUUUGGUCCUAAUUUGGUAUCAAAGGACCCAGAAAAUUAGGAAAACUGCAGUUCAAAAUUCAGAGACUAGUACUGAUUUGGUAGAUUUUCCCUUUGAAACUCAUAAUGAACAAGGAACCAUGAUGAUCUUACAAGGAAGGCAGCUGCAGAUACUGAACAAAUUGAAUGGUUUACUGGGAAGUGUGGAAGAACUUAAAAGAGAGGUGGCAUUUCUGAAAGAAGCUAUUCCCAGGCUGGAAGAACUUGUUCAAGAUGAACUCCAAGGAAAAACAGAUACUCCCCGGAGCAGUCCAUUACACAGAGCAACAAGAAAAAGGAAAGUUGAGACAGGUCGGGGUGUGUCGGACACCACCAGUUCUGAAGAGGCAGAAAGUGAAGGCGGUUACAUUACAGCUCAUACUGACACUGAGGGAGAAUCUGAGGAAGAAAAAGGAUCGAUCAAUUCCUCCAUAUCAUCUCUGACACCAGAAGAGAAAAUAAAAUUAUUUCAUCUUCUGCAAGAGGCGGAUAGGUUGCAUGGUGGUUCAGAUGACGAGAUAAGAGAGAUCUUCAGACUUCUGCGUGAAAAUGAGGAAAAGUACAAAAACUCUGCUGGCUUUCUUUGGAGACUCACCCGAGCGUAUGGGGAUAUGUUUGAAAUAACUACAGAUGCUGAAGAAAAAAAGACCUAUGCUUCUGAAGGAAAACUUGUGGGUCAAAAUGCUCUUAAUCUGGAUUCAUCAAGUUUUGAGAGUCACCAAUGGUUUGCGAUUAUGUGUGGCUACAUGUCUCAGUUUGAAAGUACACAGAACAAAAUCAGGAAUGGCUAUCUCUUUAAGGAACAUCUAGACAAAGCAAUUGAACUUAAGCCUCAAGAUCCCUAUUUAUACUAUCUAACUGGAAGAUGGUGUUAUGAAGUAGCUCAGUUGUCCUGGAUUGAGAAGAAAGUUGCGACUGUUCUUUUUGGGACACCACCAACUUCAACAAUACAUGAAGCUUUGCAAAAUUUUCUUAAGGUUGAAGAAUUGCAUCCUGGAUAUUCUAAAUCCAGUUAUUUGUAUUUGGCAAAGUGCUAUAAAGAACUUGGCCAGAGGACCAAUGCUCUGAAGUACUGUGAAACUGCAUUAUCAAUGUUGUCAGUCACCAGAGAGGAUAAAGAUGCUCAGAAGGAUUUAGAAGCUUUACUUCCAUCCCUGAAGCUGUGAAAAACCAAAUGUUUUUAGUUACCAUGCUUGUUAAUGUGGAAGCAUGCUGAGAAUCCAGCUCCCAGUUCUGAAUGUAUAUGAAUCUUAUGGAGUGUUAAUGGUAUUUAUAGUCCAUUAUAGUUAAGGUGAGGAUCACUGUUAAUUGAGGUUUGAAAGUCCAGUGAAAACUGAUGGGACUUAGUUGCCUAAACAAAAUCAAGUUUAUUAAGAGCUAGUAACAAAAGUAUGGUAGCUGUUCAUAUGCAGUGAGCGCCAUACGCUGUCAUGGCUGUCCUGCAUGCCACCAAAAUCUCCAAUUGAGGUGGUGUUAUGGAGGCAAGCAGACCCUUGGUUCCCUAUAUGGUGACUGGUUCACACACAAGGCUCAUCACAAACUAGGAAUGACUGCUCAAGUGAACUUGAAGUCCCAAGCAGUGUUGCUUGGAUUGAUCUGAAGGAAAAUGCAGCUAGCUCUUCUGGGUAGCUGUACAUUUAAUUUUUCUUCUUGGCAAUAUCUGUUCAUAGGUUCUUUGAAUCAGAAGACCUCCAUGGGGCACUUCCAUUCCUUUUUGUUUAAAUAGAACUAGUCUGCAGUAAAGAGGUUGUGAAUCAUGGCCUUCAAGAGGGUGAUUCCAAGGAACUUAGCACAUGGAAAUCAUGCGUACCUUUAUUUUAAAUUCAUAGUGACUACGGCCCUCUUCAGACGUUGGUGGUUACUCAAGGUUGCCGCUCACAGAAGCGCUGGCCAUUGCUGUUAUGGCAUUUCCCCAUUCAGACAAACAGAGCCAUAACCGUGAGUGGGUGACAAGAGGGUGAGUGACAGCUUUGGGAGCAGUAACCAUGAGCACAGCAGCACUCACUAAUGUCUGAAGAGGGCUUAUCUUUUACUGAUGUUAAGUGUGUGUUGGGAAUCUUCCAGCAUUAAAUCCACUGCUGGCAAUGGAUGCCCUGGCAGCUGGUGAAUGACAGGAAUUAACUGUGCUGAGAAUGAUUAACUAGCUAGUUUUCCAUACCUGUACAGAAAUUGCAUGUAACAAUCUAUUUCUAUUUGCACAGACACAGGAGAAAAUAUAUUACAUAUGUGUACACAUUUUUGUUUUUUCUUCUCAGAGUAUAAUCUCAGGAACUUCCUCUUAAAGUUGUUUUAGUCUUUGAAUCUUAAAUGGAAAUAUGAAAAUUUCAUAAAUGAGAUAUUUAUAUAUGAUGCUUGAAAUAUCUGGAAUCAAAUCAAUAAGAGAAGUUGAUGUAAUUGCCUACUAUGUUGCUAUCUCCUUGUAUAAGGGGAUGUGGUGACUUCCAUAGAGGCUUUGCUUUUGGAGAACAGCUGUUCCAAUUUAAGGUCUCUGAACUCUGGAGACAAGCGAGGGCAAGGAAGCACAACAGCUGGAGAGUUUCAAGGAGUAACAGUUGCCACAACCUCACUGACUAUGCACCCAUGCAGUGGGAAGAAGUGUCCCCAGUCUGGAGAGCUUCCGGAGCUCUGCAGUGCUUAUUGCAUUUAGGGGAGGUGAUUGUCAGUGAUCUCUCUUUGCCCCUGAAGAGUACUCCACCUCCUGACAAUAUGUCUCUAAAGGUCACAAAAUAAUCCUCAGGGAUUAUUUGUGGGUGGUGCAGGGCACUUCCGGGGAAACGAGAGAUCCGUGCAAAUCCCCCUCCCCACGUGAUAAGCACUGUGGUGCUCCAGAAGCAUACCGGACCGGCACAGAAGCUUGAUUAGUGAGGAUGUUGCCCAGAAGAAACUUGAUUGCACCUGAACCCCAAUACUCUUCCCCCACUCUGAUUUCUUCAUGCCCAGUUCCACUUGUUUGAACAGUUUAAUGUCUGCAAUUUGUUGCAGUGUGGGGACUGAUGAACUGUGUAGUUUAUUAAUAAAGUCACAAAUUAGUCUCUCCAACAUAGCUCUUUGUGCUCCAAAGGCAACCAGUAUUUUACUAAAUUAAUACAUCUUAAUAUCUUUCAAGAAAAAGAGAUUUCCUCCCCCUGCCUAUAUCCCAAAGUGCCUUCUAAUCUUAACAUCUGGAGGACGCAAGUUUUGGGCAGUAUAGAAAUAUUUUAAAUAAAUAAAUAAAUAAAUGGUCCUAUCUGUGUAUUGUUUAUAUAGCAAAGGCUCUCAAUGGUCUUCAAACUGUUAGAAAGAUAUAUUAAAUCCUUAAACAACAAAACGUCGUAUGUUUGAGAAUAAGCCUAACCUUUUGAAGGUGUUGGGGCUCAUAAGUGUCUUUUCUACAGGUCUUUCUGCUUCUUAAAGGUAAAGUGUGCCUUCAAGUCAGUGUCGACUCCUUGCGACCACAAAGCCCUGAGUUUUUUUUCCUUUGGGCAGAAUACAGGAGGGGUUUACCAUUACCAAUUCCCAUGCAGUAUGAGAUGAUGCCUUUCAGCAUCUUCCUAUAUCACUGCUGCCCGAUAUAGGUGUUUCCCAUAGCCUGGGAAACAUACCAGCGGGGAUUCGAACUGGCAACCUCAUGCUCGCUAGUCAAGCCAUUUCCUUCUGCGCCAUUAGGUGGCUUUUUAUCCCCUGUCAAUUUGCUGUUGGCUGCUGCCACUUCUAGCUUCCGUUUAUCAGCUGAACUUGUUUCUUCCCAUUCAUCUAUUUCAGGGCCGGUUGCUCAGACCAUAUAGAAUGUUUCCUUUCCUGCACACCUAACAGUUCCUUUGGGGACCCCCCCCCCCAAUCCCUCAGUUUCCUCGGACUGUUCUUGUCACAAGAUUCUGUCUGGCAUUCCGCUCACUCUCCUGCAACUAUCCAUGGCAACCAACAGGUUCUUUCUUGCAUUCUGUCUCUUCCUGCCUUUGGAACACUGUAGGUUUUUGUUGAUCAUUCAUCAAUGAGAGCUGCCAACCCCUUUAAACUAUCCAAAACUGUCAGAGAAAUGUGGAGCAUACUAUGUUCCACAUUUCUCGGACAGUUCAGCAUACAGCAACAAAUAUCAAGUUAGCAAGCUUUCCAUGAUAUCCAAGUCCUCCAACAUCCAUUUUGUGUCUUCCUUCUGUGAUAUGUUGUUUUCUUGGGAUGAUGGGACAUGUCUAAAUGGCAAACAUGUCUAAGUAAAAAAAUUAAAAAUAUAUAUGAGCCAAUGCCAUCUGACCUGAAUGUACGCACUCAGUAUAUAAUCUAUGCCGUUCUCCCUCCCUCCAGAGCAAAUAAUCUGAAGAUCUUAUUUACUGAGCCACCCACCAACACAAGUUGUGUUGAAUCUGCUCUGGCUUUCUUGCCAAACCAAAUGGCGUUUGCAUCCAAGCACCAGGAGAAGCCAAAGCGUAAUACUAAACCUGGGAGGCUUCCAGCCAAAUUUUUAGCAAUUAGCACUUGGUUUUUGUGCCAGGCAUACCACUCAGCUGUGACCACAGGCCUGUCAGUAAACUUCACUUGAGACAGAAGAGUCCCACAGGCAUUAAGAAAGAUGCCCAUGAAACUAUACUUUCUGACCACCAAUAACAAAGUUAUAAAAUAUCAGUUUGAAAGAUUGCCUUUUGCUCUGUCUGUCUAUAGGAAGUAAUAAAAAAGUAAAGGUU